Molecule: messenger RNA, 3027 nt
Organism: Ceraceosorus bombacis
Lineage: Eukaryota; Fungi; Basidiomycota; Exobasidiomycetes; Ceraceosorales; Ceraceosoraceae
Source: the annotation of a GenBank genome assembly
AUGCACACACGAGUCGUACGGUCUUUGGCGAGACUCAUCGCCCGGCAAUCUCUAAAGUCUACAAAUCCUGUGCGAGCUCUACCCGUAUUGAGGUUAGACACUCGACUGCAUCAAGUAAGUGCUCUCGCAACCUGCAACGGCCUUCAACUGAGCCUUCAAGCGAUCUUAGGAGGUCCUAGUCUGCUUCAAUAGGUUAGACGACAUGGCAGCACACCUCAUCUCUUUUCUGGAGCGCUCUCCUCCUCGACUCGGUCAUCACGAGCCGAUGAAUCCAGGACGCAGCGAUGCGGCGAGCACGUGCACUAGUGGAUCGGUAGCAAGAGAGUCGUCGUCGAGUGCGACGCUCAACGCAGCAACUCGGGAUCUCGCCGCAUUCCUCGAAGCUGCACCCAGCGGAGCGUCACAGCUACCAGGACCUGUCCAGCGCAAAACCGCACGCGCAAUAUUGGAGGAGCUUGCGCAUUCUCCCGUAACAAGUGUGGAAGGUGACGACUCUUGCGAUGCUGGGCGUGAGAGAAGCGGAGAGAAUGGCAAGGGUCCGGGGUUAGAUGAGCACGCGAAGUUGAUAGCUUUGCGAACACUCAAAGAGAUUGGAAGACUGUCUGCGGGCGGCAGCGCCGAGAUUGCAAAGCCGGAGGUGAGUGACGGGGGGGCUGACGAGAAUGAUUAUGCUUGCUGCAAUAACUCUGCUCCUUGUGGCCCCUGCCAGUCGCUUCGGACGCUUCUUGCGUGCGUCCAUAGACCGCCUCCCUCGCUCGAAGGCUACAAGGACAGUGGUGCUCCCAUCUCGAGCGCAUUGAAGCGCGUUAUUGGCCGCGUGACCCCCUCCAGCCGACAGCGUACCUCUUCAUCCAGCUCGAACAAGUCGCAAGCUUCUCUCGGACUAGUGCCCGAUAGCCGCAGCCGAGAAGCACGGCAGCGUAGUGCAUCGCCGUCUUCCCAUGAUGAGCGGAGCCUUGAAAUGCGCGACUGUAUCAGCAUCGAGCAGUGGCGGACAACCGACAUGGCCCUCAGAUGUAUCAACAAUGCGCUCUAUUUGCACGAAGACAUGCGGUCGCGCUUCGGAUCGCCCCAGAUAGGUGGUGGGCGCAUCGCGCUACAGAUGCUGCAGGUGAGUAGGAGUCCAGACGAAGUGGCAGAACACCUCAAAGCUGAUAGAAGCUCGUAUGUCGUUGAUAGAAUCCUUCUGUGACCCCUGCCGAAAUCCUCUUCCUGUCGGGAAGGCUGCUCUUCUACGCGACGCUCUUUGACGCUGAAUUUUGCAAAGCCGCCGUCGAAACAUUUGAUGCUCCUGGUAUUUUGUCUGAGGUGAGUUCGGCAGCUCGUCGCACGACCAGAGAAAUCGCAGGCUGAGCUCGCGGCAACUCACUUCCUUCAAGCAGCUAUUGCAGCAUGUUGCGUUUCAUCUUGGUCAAGCGAUCCCAGAGACCCUCGCCGCUGAGCUUGCGGUGCCAGGCUCGGAAGAGGCUUUGCGGAAUGCAGCAUCAGAGGCUCUUAAAGCUGCUUUCAACCUGACCCUGUACUAUCCGCGACAGGCAAAAGCUGGUCAUGGAACAAGCCCGCCCAAAGACAAGGCUGUCAUCGGCGAGGCUUGGUCUCCAGCGCUGGAAGGGUGAGCUGAGCUCCGGGAUCACGUGUCAUCGCAUUCGCCCAUCACACUCACUUCUGGCCUACCUUGCAGCCUCAUCGAGCCCACCAUUCAAUUGCUGUUGUCUGCCACAGAUCCUCUUUCCUUGCCAUUGGCCCCUCCUUUGACGAACGCCAUAGCGGUACUGCUGAAUUGUCCCGUCGGCGCCAAUAGAGCAGCUUGGUACUCAGUUCGGCGGAAUUCGAGGGACUCUGGAAGGAGCGAUGAUGAGCAAGUUAGCCAGCCGGCAUCACCUUCCACAGCUAGGCGUGUGGCGAAUGUCUUAUUUCCGAAAAGUUCGAGCACCGCGUCACCUCGAUUUGGAGGCUCCAGCACUCCUAGUUCGCCAUUGUCUCAGCACCUUUCGCUUUCUGGUCCUGACACAGCCAGCACUACUGGUGAAAUGGGAACGACCAUCAGUAGCACGGGUGUCGCUUUAGCCCCCUCAAUUUUGGCGGUACUAGUCAAUAUGCUAGAGGGCGCCCUGCUGCGAUAUUUCCCAGCAGUUGACGACAGUGACGAUAGCCAAGCCAAACACGCUGCCGCAAGAGACGGUGUUGAUCUCGAAGACCACCAUCAACCUUUGAUCCUCCUCUUGCGCAAGCUGGCAACCGAGGAUCAGCGUUGCAGAGCUGCUCUGCGAGCACGUCUGCUUCCAUCAGACAUGUCAGUACAUCUGUGGGCGUGACGCCUGAGAAUCGCAGCUGAAGCGCCGAGCUUCCUCUUCUUCUACCACACGCAGUGACCGAUCCUCACCGCUCGACAAGCGCAAUGAUCUCACAGGACGAUGUGUCCGCUUGAUGAGCUCUGUCUUCCUCUCGCGUCUUGCGCGCGUAAUGGGCGAGAUGCUACUCGCUGUCUGCGACGGCAAUCGUGAGUAGCGCGGAAGAUCUUUGCGAGUCUGAGCGCGCCCCACGUUUCUUUCAUCACUUACAUUGUUCUUCUUUGCAGCGAAAGUCAUGACGGCAGAAAUUGGCUACGGGCCUUGCGCAGGCUUUCUCAUGUCCGCAAAUCUUGCAUACGCUUUGCCGACCGAAUCAAGGUCAGAUGCCAGCACCGCCAAGAACGGACCAAAACGGACCAUCAACCCAAUCACCGGCCAAUACGACCCGACUCCAGCCGAACUUGCGGACGACGAGAUCUCGAAAAUGUCAGACGAGCAGAAAGAGAUCGAAGCGGAAAAGCUGUUUACUCUGUUUGAUCGAUUGGACAAGACCGGAGUAGUGAAGGCUCAAUCCCAUCCCUUGCGAGCGGCGCAAGAAAGCGGCAGAUUCGAGGAGAUUACUCGGGAGAUCGAGGAGAGGGAGAGGCAGAGGGAGGAAGAUGAAGAAGCGCAGAUCGAGAAGGACGUAGAAAGAGAUAUGCGCGCUUUCAGAGAACGUAGACAGCCCCGCACCUGA